AUGUCUGUCCUUCUUUCUAUCCUGGCUGCCGGCAGCCUUCCAGCACUCAUUUUCGGAGCUCCGGUUCCUUCCCUUCCUUCUCGCAAUGUUGAUGAAGUUCAUUCUUUCCAGAAGCGCGGCAUAUACACUGUCUUUGGUGGAAAUGGAGACGUCUCGGAUGGCUGGCCUUCCCUAAGCGACUGGGUCUCGUCUUUCGAUGAAAUGUUCGAAGCCAACAAGGAGACCAUGUCCAGCUCUUGUGCCCAAUGGGCCGUUGCCAACAACUCCGAUGACGAGAUCAAUGACUUGUCCAACAGCAUCCAGUCCGUUGCCAGCUCCACUGGCGUUGACGCCCGCUUUAUCCUGGCUAUCGUCAUGCAGGAGAGCCAAGGUUGCGUGCGAGUACCCACCACCAACUACGGCGUUGUCAACCCGGGUCUCAUGCAGAGCCACGACGGUGCGGGAUCAUGCAACAACGGCGAUGUCCAGGAUCCAUGCCCGGCCAGUGAGAUCACUCAAAUGAUCAACGACGGUACCGCGGGCACAUCCAGCGGUGACGGUCUUCAGCAACUCCUCGCUAAGACGGGCGUUGACGACGUCACCAAGUACUAUAUGGCUGCACGACUGUACAACUCUGGCUCCAUCGCCAGUGACGGCAACCUGGGCCAGGGCAUUGCUACUCAUUGCUAUGUCUCUGAUGUUGCCAACCGUCUCACUGGAUGGUCCACGGGUGCCAGUUCUUGUGACUCGAGCACUAUUGGCGAUCUGACAGGCUCGAGUGGCUCGACUUCCCCCAGCAGCGCCACAUCAGCCACGACCUCUACCUCAGCCACUUCGACCACGGCCACCCCCACGGAAACUCCCACGGUGACCCCCACGGUAACCCCCACCACAGUCGCUCCAACCACAACCAGCGCGCCAGUCGCUACUGAACCGCCUGCAACUUUCACCACCACCACCACCACAUCACCGGUGCCAACAACUACCACAACACCAGUUACCACCACCGCAACCACCACAACAGCCUCUCCUACCUCUGCGGCUGCCACCGCAACAGCUUCGUCCGACCCUGUCUACCCUGGUGCCGUCUCUUCUUGCACGAAAUACUACACCGUGGUGUCCGGCGACUACUGCCUCCAGGUUGAGGCCGAAGUCGGUAUUACUGCGUCUCAGCUCAUGGACUGGAAUUCAGGUCUAGACGCAACGUGCUCGAACCUGUGGCUCGGCUACCAGUAUUGUAUUCAGGCUUAA
This is a messenger RNA of Talaromyces atroroseus, 1230 nucleotides long. RefSeq lists its product as hypothetical. The transcript is spliced from 2 exons. The record is from RefSeq and is a predicted model, not a curated record. The coding region runs from base 1 to 1230 and encodes 409 amino acids. NCBI's taxonomy places the organism in Eukaryota, Fungi, Ascomycota, Eurotiomycetes, Eurotiales, Trichocomaceae.